UUUCUUAUCUGGGAUCUCUCUCACUUCUCUCUCUUCCAAAAAACCUCUUUCUCUCUCUAAAACCCCAAACAAAAUUAAAAACUACAAAAAAGAAAUAAAAUAAACCACCAAUUUUGUUUUCUUUUCUUCCUAUUUCUUUCUCCUCUCUUUGUGUGUAUUAGUGCAAGAGAGAGGGGGUAGUGGCUGGCACAUUAGAUCGAAAUCUUCUUCUAACGGAUUACGAUCUAAGCUACUUCUUCAAUGGUGUUGAAGCCGCAACCCCACUUUCUUAUUUUUGUCUCAUGAUUCUUUUAUCAUUAUUAUUAUUUUCUUUUAGUUUUAGUUACCCUUUUGGCUUCAACUACUGCUGAUUCUAAAGGGGUCCUGAAUUUCUUUUUUGGGUUCUUUGAUGGUGUUGGUGCCUUAAUAGUAGAAAAAUUCCUUGUGGGGUUUCUUAAGAGGAGGUGAUUAGAGGAUGUGGGUUUGAGGAAUGGGAACCAAAGUCCAGAAAUUUUCAGGGUAUUACUCAAUGAGAGAUCUUAAUGAGGAAUCUAGUAGUUGUGGUUGGCCCCUUUUAUAUGGAGAGAAUAAAGCACUGACAAAUGGGCAGUAUUAUAAUAAUUACCUGCCAAGUUCUACUACUGCAGAUGCGUGUUCAGUGUAUGAUAAGGAUUUUGUGAAGCAGAUGAUGCUUGAGCAUGAGGCCACAUUUAAGAGUCAGGUAUAUGAACUUCACCGUUUAUACAGAAUACAAAGGGAUUUGAUGAAUGAAGCUAAAAGGAAAGAAUUACACAAAAACCAUAUACCUGUUGAAGCAUCGUAUUCCACAUGUCCCUUGGCUUCUCAAAUUACAACUGAAGAUGGCCAAAAAUCACAUAUCUCUGAUUUUCUUGUAGGAAGCUCCACUUGUGCUAAAACAUCUGCUUCGGCUAUUGAAGGCAUUCAUACUCCUUUGGGGUCUAUUAAAGGAAUCGGCAAAGAAAGCAAACCAUUUCCAUCCCCAAAUGGGUCUAGUUCAAAAGAUGUCGAGUUGCUUGAGUCUAGACCCUCAAAAGUGAGGAGGCGAAUGUUUGACCUUCAGCUCCCUGCUAAUGAGUACAUUGAUACCGACGAAAGUGAAAAGCUUAAUGAUGAAAAGUUUAGUGGACCAGCUAUGUUUUUUCCUGAUAGAAAUGGUAAUACUGGAAAGGAGGGUGUUAAGAAGCUUUUUUGUGGCAAUGGUGGGAAGACUGUUACCCUGGGGGAAACUUCCAACUCGGAGCAAUGUUCGGGAAGAAAUGGUUUGGCUGACUUAAAUGAACCUGUUCAAGUGGAAGAAACAAAUGAUUCUCCAUAUGUUGAGCUCCGUAACCAUGAUCCUUGUCAAGUGGCAACUGAAUGCUCUGAGCAUUCUGCCACCAAGAAAAAGACAGAGUUUUUUGGUUCAUCCAGGGAUCAUUUCCUCAAUUCACAUCAAGGAACUGAUAGUUGGGUCCAAAGUAAUGGAUAUUUGGAGAACAAUGGGAAUGGAAAAAGUUGGAUUCCAUCAGUGGCUGAUACAGGGCGUGUUAAAAGCAAUCUACAAUCCAUCCCUCAAGUCUUGAAACUAGAGAAAUCACAUUUAUCUUCCCAAACAAUGCAAGAUGGACAUAGCAAAGCUCAUGAAUCCACAUCUGAUUAUCUGAUUGGUCAAAGCAAGGCUGAUUUGUGGAGGGAAAGGAAUGUUAAUGCUUUAGAUAUCGAUGAAAGAAAUCAUGAACACACUGUUAACAGGCAUCCCAGUCUCUUUGCAGUUUCACCUUCAUCUGAUUUAUCUAAAUCCUGGUCUAAUCUGGCUUCUUCUUGGGAAAUGGCAAAUGGAAACCUAAACCAAAAGUUGAUAUCAGUUCAGAAACCUCCAUUUUUAAAGGCAUUGGAUGCCUUGAGUAGGAGUUCUCAGUCGCAUCAAAGCAAUGGAGUUUUGGAAGCUAGUUGGCCUCAGAACAUCAAUUCAAAGCCUGACCCGGGUUUUCAUUGUGAUGUACCUGUACAGAAUGGGUUUUACCCUGGGUUGUCAUCGUAUUGUUCCAAGGAACCAUCAACAAACAUCUCUUCAAUUAGCUAUGACCGCCUCAAUCACGAUAAUGAUUGUAAGAUAAUUCCUCAACAUUUCAUCAACAAUCUUUCAUCAAAAUCCUGUAAGGGUUCAAAUUCAAAUUGCAACGAUGUGAAGGCUGGAAAAGGUAUUGACUUGAAUGUGUUGCUUUCAAAUGGUUCAUCCAUGGAUGGAGAGAAAGAGCACGAGGAUCAUGUUGUAUUGCCUUGGCUAAGAGCAAAGACAAUGUGUAAGAAUGAGGUAGAAAAUGCUGAUAGGUGCAUAACUAUAGGAGAGUCAAGCUUCUCACAUGUUGCAUCAAAGUCCAACAAAGGGAAAACUGGACAGGGGGCUAGCGGAACAUUUUUGCAUAUUGUUCCUUCCGUUUCAGGUUCUAAUGAAAUUGAGCAAAGCAGGAUGAAGUUGAGUGAAUUCUCUGGUAACAAGAAAAUUCUUGGUGUCCCCAUAUUUGAUAUUCCUCAUGUUUCUCCUAAGAAGGAGGUCUCUUCAAAUACACCUCCAUCCAUGCCAAUCCGUAAUCCAUGCGAUCUAGAACCGGCAGAAAAUAGUAGGAAAACCCGGAUAUUUGAUAUUAAUUUGCCUUGCGAUGAUGCUGCUGCUCUUGAAUUGGAUGAAGUAGUGAAUGAAACUAUUGUUACUAAGGAAAGAUCUUCAACAUCAAAGCCCAACUCUAGGAUUCAAAUCGACCUGAACUUGAGUAUGAGUGAUGAUGAAGCUUCUUUGAUGUCUAUUCCAAGUGCCAAUGAAAAAGUGCAUACAGAGAUAGAUCUGGAAGUCCGUGCUGUUCCCGAGACUGAGGAGGAUACCAUAACUGAAGAAAAGCAGCUUGAAACUUCUCUAUCAUCAGGAGAAGGUCCUGAAGAGAAAGUUGAACAGCCACAACAGCCACAGGAUGAACUUGUGAGAAAUGCCGCAGAGGCAAUUGUUGCUUUAUCAUUGGUUCCUUGUGAUCAAGUUGAUGGUGUGAUGUGUAGCUUGUUGGAAAGUCCAAUGCAGGACCCGCUAAGUUGGUUUGCAGAUUUAAUUUCUUCUUCUAAGGACAAUCUUGAGAGUACAUGCGAUGAUUCGAGGGGAAAAGAUGGUGAGGACAAUGAGGGAUGUUCGACUAUUGUUCUGGAGGAAUUGGACUACUUCGAGUCCAUGACAUUGAAACUGACAGAGACCAAGGAAGAGGACUACAUGCCGAAACCUAUUGUUCCGGAGGACUUCAAAAUUGAAGAAACAACACAAUUGUUGCCUACUCGGGCAAGAAAGGGACCUGCAAGGAGAGGGAGGCAGCGGAGGGACUUCCAACGGGACAUCCUUCCAGGCCUUGCGUCUUUAUCGAGACAUGAAGUAACAGAAGACCUUCAGAUAUUUGGAGGGCUUAUGAGAGCUACAGGCCAUUCAUGGCAUUCAGGGUUAACUAGGAGAAAUUCUUCUAGGAAUGGCUGUGGCCGGGGAAGGAGAAAGGCGCAAGUUAACCCGUCUCCCCCUCCGCCGCCAGUAGCCAAUGAAACUUGCACUCCACUGAUCCAGCAACUUAAUAAUAUCGAAGUGGGGCUGGAGGAUAGAAGCCUAACAGGCUGGGGCAAGACAACCAGAAGGCCACGGAGGCAAAGGUGCCCAGCAGGUAAUCCUCCGUCGAUCCCAUUAACCUAGUCACUGUUAGAGGCUUAAAAAACUUUUAGAUGAGAAAAUUUAUUUAGGGGUAUGAACUAGCAGGAUCAGUUCCAAAUUGACAGGGGAACACACAUGAUGAUUGUUCCUUAGCCAUGGGGAUUUCUUGUACAUUUUCUUCAAUCCCGGAUUCGGGUAAAUAUGCUUGAU
This is a messenger RNA of Arachis duranensis, 3862 nucleotides long. RefSeq lists its product as uncharacterized. Lineage: Eukaryota; Viridiplantae; Streptophyta; Magnoliopsida; Fabales; Fabaceae. The record is from RefSeq and is a predicted model, not a curated record. The transcript is spliced from 4 exons. Bases 470 to 3694 code for a protein of 1074 amino acids.